Messenger RNA from Venustampulla echinocandica, 5154 nucleotides. Its product is annotated as p-loop containing nucleoside triphosphate hydrolase. Bases 1 to 5154 code for a protein of 1717 amino acids. The record is from RefSeq and is a predicted model, not a curated record. Gene Ontology annotation, cellular component: nuclear RNA-directed RNA polymerase complex. NCBI's taxonomy places the organism in Eukaryota, Fungi, Ascomycota, Leotiomycetes, Helotiales, Pleuroascaceae. Gene Ontology annotation, molecular function: RNA-directed RNA polymerase activity; helicase activity; ATP hydrolysis activity. The transcript is spliced from 5 exons. Gene Ontology annotation, biological process: siRNA processing.
AUGGCCAAGGUGAACUUGAAAGCAUUCCAGCAGGUGCUGCAGGAGUCAAUCCAGCUUGAGGACCAAGCUUGGAUAUACGAGGCUCCACGUCUGCCCCCCGCGUCAAAGACCAAUCACGAGAACUUGAUCAAGUCCAUCUCUCUGAUCUCGAACAGUACCAAACAUGAGAUGACGCUGAGAUUACAGCAAUACUCACCAAACCGAGCAAUAAUAGGCCGUCUAGAUCAGUUCAUCAGCAUCUCCUUCGCCGAUUUCAAGCUACGAGUCCCCAUACUUACCACCGAUGCAGCAGAGGAGCAAAGAAGUAAGCCAGCGACAGCCCGAGAAUCAUCCGAUUACAUUGUCAGGCUUCUUAGAGCUGGCAUACACCUGAAUAGUAUUCACUACAACUUCUAUGGUCACAGCAACAGUCAAUUGAAGUCGCGAACAUGCUUCCUCUAUGCUGCGCCGGCACCAGAAGUUUCGAAACUGGUUGAGGGCUUGGGUGAUUUUACGAAGAUGAAGACCGUAGCCAAAAAGUCCAAGCGGAUUGGACUCCUGUUCUCGGUUGCCAAAACUGCCAUCAAUCUGGACCCUUCCCGCUGUCAAGAUAUCCCAGAUAUUGAAGCCCAGGAUUACAUUUUUACCGAUGGAUGUGGGUUGAUAUCGAAACACCUCGCUCAUGAGCUCUCAAGGAUCUUGAAAAUCGCGUUCCGAAAUAUGAGAUACACCCCAUCGGUAUUCCAAAUACGAUAUCGUGGUUACAAAGGUGUGCUCAUGUUAGAUUCGCGCAUGGAAAUUCAGACUUGGGUGAAAUUCAGGAAGUCGAUGAAGAAGUUUCAUGGAGGUGAUGAUCAUUCUUUUUCGGUUGUCGAGCAUUCAAAGCCCUACUGUUUUGGCAAUUUGAACGAUGAAGUGGUACUUUUGCUUCACUCACUUGGGAUUCAAGAAUCCACUCUUCUCCGAAAGCAAGCAGAGCACCUUGAAUUUCUUUCAAACGCCACACAGCAUCCGAUACCAGCAUUUCGCUUUCUUACGUAUAUAAACAAGCCGGAGCUUGCAGAGAAAGUCUUGAUCGAUGGUUUUGAAACCGUACAACAAACCAUAACCAAGCUUGUGAAUUCCGAGUAUGACCGGAUGAUCAACAAGAGAGACGAACAGAGAUGCCGGAUAUUGAUUCCAAAUUCGAGGCUACUCUUUGGCAUCUGUGAUGCAUGGGAUGUGCUAAAGGAAGGAGAAUGUGCAGUGAAAGUUACGAUGGAUGGAAAUGGCCAACCUUACACGCUGAAAGGCAUGGAUGUUUUAGUUACGAGAAAUCCGUGCUUACAUCCAGGAGAUUUGCAAAAGCUCAAGGCUGUGGAACGAGAUGAACUUUCCCAUCUUGUUGAUUGCAUCGUAUUCCCCACUCGCGGAACGAGACCAACGGCUGAUUUGAUGUCUGGAGGGGACUUGGAUGGAGAUACAUUCUUCGUUUGUUGGGACACCGAUCUGAUCCCAGAAAAGGUCUCCGAAGCGGCUCAGUACCCAGGCGGAAAAGAAGCUGUCACCUUCAAGCCUAUUACUGAUGAUGAUCGUCUUGUCUACUUUGCCAAAUAUACGAAUGCAUCACUGGGAAGAGUCAAGAAUCUUUACCUAGACUGGGCAAGAUCCAAGGGUCCCAUGUCUCCUGAGUGCCAACAAUUGAAUCGUCUCUUUUCGAUGUGCGUUGAUGGAAAUCGAAUCAAGGUACCCAACGAUCUUGAAAGCCCCCUUCAACCUUCUCCUCUGGAUCCUCCAUUUAUUCUCGAUGUGCUGCACAAUGAGGCCAAGAAUAUCGUCCAAGCCCGUCAGACCCGCGCUCUCAACUAUGACGGCUUCACUUUCGAUGCGAUGGAGCUUCUGAUGGCACGGGAAAAUAUGGCCAUUUCAGAAUUUGAGCUAAUCAAGCUGACAUACAAAUGGUGUCGAAAGAAUAGGAAUGAUCUCAUGGACCUCCUUCACUUAUUUGACCUCAAUCUCUUGACCGCCGAAGAAAAAUCUUGGACUUUGAAUCAAAUUCCCCCAACCUUUGAAGCUUUGAGCAUGAUUUCCAAUGCGCUCUGCCAAUCCAGCCUCAUAUCAAGCAGAGAGCUGGCACCUUUUAAGCUCGACUACCCAGGCUUGAAGUGGAAAUGUAUCUAUGACUCAACUCGGGACAGACUGGCGACAUUCCUUGAUGUCACCGCAAGAUCUCUGGAACUCUUUCAUCGGAAGCUCAUCGUGAUUCGAGUAGAUGAGCGACUAACUCUAGCGAUAUAUGUGCCCCAAAAGAUUGAACGGGCUGAGGAGUGUCAAGUUGAUAAUCGUGUACGGUUGUUUGCAUUUCCACAUUCCAAAGGAGACGAGUCAUCCUACCGUCAGGCUGUUCCCACCAAGAAGAACUAUCGUCUCUACUGUGAUAGCAACACCUUUCAGCUGUUCGAGCUGAAGCGAGGUAACUCUUGGAUAUUCAUCACGAAAGGUGCAUCGGAUGAUAGUAGUUACCGGAACCAAGAAAGCGCCCGCGCUUGGAGAAAAGGACGACAGGCGACUAUCGACAGCGGGCAGAACUUUGAUUGUAGAGCCAGCAUUGCUCUUGACAAGUUUAGCAGACGAUUGCAAACACAUAUUGGGAGGGUCAAUCGAAAUGGUGUCCUUGGAGCAGAAAUAUAUGUCAUUAGUAACAAAGAUGUGAAAUCGAUGUUGAAUCUCGAUCUUUGGUUGGAAUUUGUCGAUACCAACCAUGUCAUGCCUCUAUUCGAGAAGAAUGCGAAAGAAUACAGCAUUCCGAAGCUGAAAGAUGUCAACUGGAGCGAAGUGCCUGAACACAUCAAGCAAAUCGUCAAACAGAAGCAUUUUACUACCCUCGAUUCUGUAGAUUCGGAAGACCAGUAUACUGAAAUAUUUAGCUGGCUGUCUGAAAGAGCAGAGAAUGGAAUGCUUCUCGAUAUCUUCAAGCAUUUGAUGACACAAUUUGUUAAAGAGGAGUGCAAGGGGAUCUCCAUGAUCCCACUGCGGGCGAUGGUCGCAUUUCUUAGGCGAGCCCCUUUCUUAUCAGUUGCCUUUUCUCGGUCAGAAUCAUGGGUAAAACUCCCCUUGGAUCUUUAUCGCCUCCUGGAAGAAUCAUCACCAGCUAUUCUAAAAGCUCAUAUACUCUCGGCAAAUAGCAUUGGAGAACUCGUGGUAGAGCCAUUCAAGAAGGUUUUGUCACAGAUCGGCUCCAUGUCUUUUGAUAACUUCUCGGACUUGGUUGAGCUCAUGUCGCUGUCUGUUCGGUCUCCUACCAUAGCUUUGGACUUGAUUCUAGGUUGUCUCGAACCAGAAGCUUCGAGACUUCUCUCUGGAAAUCAGGUAUUGGUACAACGAUUUGCGCAAAAUCUCUUCGGAAUCGCUCUUGACCACAUUGACGAGGCAGACGAGUCACACAGGCCAGAAUCUAUGCUCCUAGAAUUGAAGGCAUCCGGAUGGAUGGAUAGUUUCCCUGUCGUGAAGACACGAAUUAGAAUUGAUGCACCCAGUGGGAUGUUUAACACUUCCGACCACGUUCGUUUAACAGUAGCCAAUUCACCUAGUAACAGUGUCACCGCGAAACCCUAUUCUAUGGAUGCGCUCGUCAAAUCAAGCCAACCAGGUUCGGCAGAAUUUCGUUGCUUUCAUCCUUUGCCCCAAUUUCUCGAGGAAUGUUCUUGGGAAAUUAAGAAGUGUGGAUCCUUCGUAACGUCAAAGACUAUGUUUGAUGCAGUUCGCAAUUUCUACUCGCAAAAAGACAAUUGCUGCUCAAUUGCGGACGAAAUUCUUGGAAUUGAGACUUUGAACGUUUCAGACAAACACUUUUCUGCCUAUAAUAGAAUUGCAAGAUUGAACGAAAGCCAAAACCAGGCGGUUGAGACCGCUCUUGAGUAUUCACUAGUGUGCUUGUGGGGCCCUCCAGGCACGGGAAAAACUCACACAAUCGUCGAGAUCAUCAAACAGCUCCAAACGUCAGGAACGAGGAGAAUUUUGGUCACCGCGCCGACCCAUAACGCGGUUGACAACGUGAUGAGGAAGUACUUGGAUGAAGCGGCAAAAGAGGGCCUACUUGGUGGUGCAAACCCACUGCCGCUUCGAGUGUCUACGGAUAUUCGUAAAGUUGCGGGAGAUCUUGUCAAGUAUACCUGUGAUGCAAUGAUGGGGAAAGAACUCUAUACCAGCUACUCUGCCCUAAAUAAAGCUCGUGACCAGAUAAAACGAUGCCAGCUGAUCUUUACGACUUGUAUUGGGUCUGGACUUGGACUCUUACGUUCUGAGAUCUUUGAUACCGUUAUUGUUGAUGAAGCUUCCCAACAAACCGAACCUGCAUCUCUUGUUCCGCUCGUUAAGGGGUGCAGGAAGGCAAUUCUUGUCGGUGAUCAUGUCCAACUUGGAGCCACCAUUCAGAAACAUGCCGUUUUGCAGGGGUUUGAUAUUUCCCUCUUCGAAAGGUUGUAUAAACAGGACACCCAGUCGGGUUCGGUCUUUCGGGAUGGGACAGCCUCCGGUUCGGUCGCAAAGGUAAUGUUAGACACGCAAUACCGAAUGCACUCGUCCAUCUGCGCGUUCAGCUCUCGCGAGUUUUACGAGGGUAAACUCCGGACUGGAAUUUCCAACAACAGCAGACCUCUACCACCGUCCGCGUUUCCAUGGCCUGUCGGUGAGAAGGCAGAGAAAAGGCUCAUAUUUUUAGAAUGCACAACUCCAGAAGAUCUAGGAGGUAAAUCAAAAAGAAACAAGGGCCAAACUGAUUUGUGCAAUAAAAUUUGCACCCUUCUUAACACUGUACCCUCAUCACCUUCAUCCUCCCCGAUACCACCAUCCCCACCAUCCAUAGCAGUCUUGACUCCUUACAGCGCGCAGGUUCUCGCUCUUAAAUCACUCACAUCUCUGUUUCCAAACGUUGAAGUUUUCUCGAUCGACGGUUUUCAAGGAAGAGAAGCAGAUAUCGUCAUUUUCGUCACUGUCAGAUGUAACGUGCAUGGUGAAAUUGGGUUCCUAAAAGACCUGAGAAGGUUGAACGUUGUACUCACGAGAGCAAAAAGGGGAGUUAUCGUUAUUGGGAAUCGGGCGACUUUAGGUGGGGGUGAGGAGGAGGAGGAGGGUACACAAGUUUGGAGGAGGUUAUUGGGUGAUAUGGAGAGAGCUGAGAUCACGGUGGAAAGUUAA